This is a messenger RNA of Anopheles coluzzii, 4115 nucleotides long. RefSeq lists its product as uncharacterized. The transcript is spliced from 2 exons. NCBI's taxonomy places the organism in Eukaryota, Metazoa, Arthropoda, Insecta, Diptera, Culicidae. Gene Ontology annotation, cellular component: plasma membrane. The record is from RefSeq and is a predicted model, not a curated record. The coding region runs from base 16 to 2013 and encodes 665 amino acids. Gene Ontology annotation, biological process: protein localization to plasma membrane.
CUUGUUUAAAGCACAAUGGCAGGCAUUCUUUCCGGCAGAAUAACUCAAACAGACGAAAUUGUUUUUUUAGGUAUGGUAGAAUACACGAGCCAACACACACAGACAUUUACAGAGCCAAACGUUUUUAAAUUCACAAGCUCAAGAAAACAUUUUUGCCCCAAAGCACACUUAGCGAACGGUUUGUUACCUUCGUUGUUUUGGAAGCUGAACCCUCAGAUAAGUAGGCUAUAUUUAGAUGCUUGUCUCGGGCAGACAAAUAAACACAGAAACACACGCGUACUUUGCAGCGUACACACGUGUGCGAAAUGCAUCUGGUGUCGGUGUUGGUCGAGGAUGGGAAGACUUUCGGCAUUGUUUUCGCGGAAAAAGUUAACCUCUGCCAAAACGCGCCUACUCGUGGAUCAGCUUAAAACGUCCUGUGGAGUAUUUUUGGACCCAACGAUUCGCUCGCCCAACAUCCAAGAAGCGAGAGCGUUGAAGAUUCUACGGCAAAUCGUCACCCGGUCUCAGCGCCACAUCGUCCAGUACAUACCAGAACGGGAUGCCAUUCUCGAGUGCUCGCUGAUUUUGGUGCAGAACUAUGUGGCUCAUCUGCGGUUACGACCGAGCCCGUUGAAACGGUUCCGCCAGGAGCCAUUUGCUGACGCGAAGGUGCUCUUCCAGGCGGCCAUCGAUCUGCUCGUGCCGGAGAUGCUGGACGAGGUGAUCGACACGACGCUGAAGUUUCUGCAGACGGAAAACCUCUGGCAGGUGGAGUUUAUCUGCGUAGAGAUAUUGAUGUUCGUGCUCGAGUGUCGUUCGCCAUCGGCCCCGCUGCUGUCCAAGCUGAUCGAUCGGAUCGAACGCUUCCUGGCGCUCUCGGACAUCGGCCAGGUACGGCACAUGCUGUCCGUGCUGCAGAUCGUGAUCGUGUCGCAGCGCUGGGAUCUGAUGGAAUACUCCGAGCUGUCCAAGCUGGUGCGCUUCUACCACAGCAGCGUCAUGAUCGGUACCAGCCGCAACCAAAUCUACGAGCUACGGCGUGGUUUCGAGAAGUGUUUGAAGAACCUCAUACCCCGCCUCUCCAUUGGCGAUCUGUACUCAUUCUUCGUCAUGAUGCUGCCGCUCGUGUUCGACACCGACAUGUCGGACGAGGCUCGGAUCGAGUUCGGUUCCACGGUGGAGCAUGCCGCCUCCACGAUGACUGUGUACGACCCGCGCAAUCGAAUGCAUACGGCCCAGGUGAGCACGUUCAUCGUGGAGUACCUGCUACGAUGCAUCGCUUCCGAAGACCCGACACGCUCCAUUCUGGCCUGCAAGGUGCUGACGAAGCUGCUCGAACGGGGACAGCACAACCCGAACCAGUUUCAGUCGCCCACCAUCUUCCACAUGGACACGUACUACGAAAUUGUGCUGGCGACCGAUUUCGCCCCGUUGCAGGAGCUGCUCGUCGAGCAACGCGUCCAUCUGGAGCAAGCCCUGCUGCAGGCGAUAGAGCGCCACAGCCAACGGAAGAUGAACGUGGAGGUGUUCUACCAGCUGCUCUGCACGCUGCUCGUCGAGGCACCGAGUGGAUUCACUGCGUCCGCUAUCAGCUGUUUGCUGCUGAAGGUUCAGAAAAUGUUUCUCAACUAUCCUACCGAUCCCGAUUCGUCGAUGCUCGCUGAUCAGCAGCAGCAACAGCACAACAAUCGAAUUCACGCCACGAUAAUGGCGGUGAUGACACUGAUCAAUUGGAUCCAUCGGUCGGGAUCGAUGAACGCGUACAUUACGCAGGUUCUACACAAUCGUUUCGACCACGCUCCGAGUCUUAAUCCGCCGCUGCGGGAGCGCUAUCGAUACGCGCCGCACCACGUGUCCUGGUACGAGCGUAGGCUCUUCUUUGACUCGCUCGAGAUUCGGUACUGUCUGUGGAAAUGUUUCCGCAUCUCGGAGGAGAAAAUACCGAAACCGGCUCGGAUGCGCACUCGGUCGUACAAUGAUCCACGACGACGGCUGGACGGUGGAACGCUGAAUGUGUUUGCUGGCAUGUGAAGAAUGUAAUGUUCGUGACAAAAUUAUACACAAAAAAUGUCAAAUUCACUGUUACAAAUUCCUAUACAAAUAUGUUUGCAUACCGUAGCUUAAUACACAUGUAUCUAUGAAACAGAGUAAAAUAGCGAAUGAUAAACCAAAAGCUCAUAAUGCCUCUAGUACACGAGGCAGGCCACAAUGUGCUACACACUGCACAGCCCCAUUGUUGGUAGUGCACAACAUGUGCCGUAAAGUAACCGCACAGGAAUCGGCAAAAAGCGGUAUCGAUCCAAUAAACAACAACUACCAACAGAACACCACCGUUAAGCCGGCUGUGUUAUGUUGGGGCAAGUGCAACCCUUACCACAUCGGACAAAUGAAGCGAAGCUUGUGAAGAGAUUAAAAAUCCCAUCAAUUCCAGCCAGCUCUGGGCACGAAAAUUGUAAAGCCCCGCGGAACUUCAACCGACUGGGACGCACGAAACAGCACAAAACAAUGCGCCCGAAACGACGACAUGGAAAAUGGGCCCACCCGAUGAUUCCAGUGAUCCAGAUCAAACCCGAAGCGUUUGUACAUCCCGAAUGGUGCAGUGCCAAUAAUUGAAUCGAACGAACUCGACCAAAUCCCAGCUGCACGUUACACGAUGCGCUGCUUUAAAGGUGUAGUUUCAGUUUUAAUAAUUUAAAGUAAUAUCUCGGUAGUGGCGGCCGCCGGUUCUGCCCGUUUCCUGCUCGCUGCAAGCAAUCGACACAUCGGUCGGGGUGUGUUAAUAAUUCACAGUAAUGCGAUCUGAUAUGAUGUUACGGCCGAACCGGUCUCCCGCUCGAACCGUUGAUCGAUGAUUGAUUGUCGAAGGAAGGAGAAGCAUUUUCACCCCACCAAAGGAAAACUAUCCGGCGAUACUGGCUGCACUGCGAUCUGAUUGCUCGCCGUUGGAACGUAACGAAUUACAAAAGUUUUCCCCGGCUGGGAAUGCAACCGUCUUCGAACCGUCACGCCGUUCCAUAUCAUCUCAUACAGCAAAACAGUAAUGCUUCAUCCGUGCAAAAGAAGCGACCCGGACAGGGAAAGAGCGGAGCGAACAGAGUGAGCAUAAGAUGCUACGAAGAAUAAAUGCGAAAGCUGGUGGCUAGUAACCGUCUGCAAGCGGGAAUCGUCUUCCCGGCACUCAAAACGUUGCCAACGGUAAAGACGCACAUGGGUUGGCAAUGGAAACCUCCGAAUGCGACCGGUCGGUGCGCACUGCAAUGAGCAUAAAUCAAUCAGUGUAUGAAUAUUUUAGUACAAAUUCAUCGGCCCGGGCGGUGUGCGGUUGUCGUGCCGUGCAAGGCCCAGGUGCUCGGCACUGUUGUACUGUUUGUUCUGCCUUUCGUUAGGAUGCCCCGGCACUCAUUGCCAAUGGCCUCGUUCCGCGUUGAAAGCGAACCAGUUUGCCGGCGUUCAAUGCUGGCGUUCGUUUCUAGCGGUCCUGUGUUAGUGAAACGAUAUUGUUAUUGAAGCGUUAUUAAGAACAAAUUGGCAGUUACUAACUCACUGUACUGCAUUGCUGAUGAGAUUGGCUGUAGUUGAAGGAAAGCAUCUUAAAGGUUUUGCAGCAUUGCUAUUGAAGGUGAAAUGCUUCGAUUUCUUCUUCUUGUGAAUUGUUAACCUAUGAUUAUGUGAUGGAAAAGUAAAACCAAACAAAAAACGUUAGACCAUUUUUUUGUGAAACGCCGCGGCAAGGCUUAAAAGAGCAGGACGUUACAACCAUUAAAAAUUGUAGUGCACAGUUUUGCUUUACAGCUCGUUAAAACUAUCCCCUUGGUACUGACGCAGCCUUCGGCGGUGAAAUAGCAUCCCGUCCAAUAGACUAAUGGGAGUCGUGGAAUCGACGUUUCGGUAUUGAUUUUCCAAUCAGCCAGCCGGUGCGGAGCACUCAUGCAAGCAUAGUUUGCACUCACCAUACGCAACUCGAUCACAUUUCCCAUGCCUUCGCUAACAACGUACCUACGUGGGAGGAGCGGCAACGAUUGAUAGCAAUCGACCAUCAACUGACUUUUCAAAGCGGUGAUCAAUUGAAAGUCAACUAUCAUGCGUGAAUGUGCGUGUGUGUUGCUAUUGAGCUACAUCCCUUUUCGAGUGUG